AUGAAAUUUCUACUUUAUAUUUUUCUUAUUGAGGCUUCUUUGCUUGAACACUGCCCAGACGAGAAUUUACAUGAUAUUUGUUCGACGCAGUGCAGAAGGGACUACAAUUCCUGCUUGUUAGAUUGCGCCUCGACUAACUGCUUUGACAAUUGCAUUACUGAGUAUGCUAUUUGUAAUGAUUUUUGCCCAUGUGGAGAAAAAUGCCCGAACAGGACAUUUAUUCUGAACUUCAUGAAUAAAAUGAGCCAGAGCUACAUUCUCUCCGGUGAUGGGCUUAAGAAAUCGACAGUUGAAAUCAGUCCUCCAGGAGAUUACACAAUCUAUUCGCAAUAUGCAAUGGUUAAAGAUCAGCUGCACAUCUUUGGAGGAACUCGAGAGCGAAUGAAAAACAUCAUGAAGCUUGUUGGAUGCUCAUUUAUUGAGCUGUCUGCCCAACUGAUCAACAAAAUUUCAACAGAAAGUGCGGCCAUUUCAGUUAAUUCAAACAACAUAGCUCUGAUUUGCUUUCCCUCAGGAGAAUUCCCUGCUCAAAAGUGCGAAAUUUUCAAUGGCGAAAACUCAACUUUGACAUUUUCCACAGCCUAUUCCCACCACAAAGGCAAACUUGGCGAGUACGAGGGGCGGCCGACAACUGUUGGAUCGGUUGACUACCUCUAUGGCAAUCGAAUAACAGAGACGCUAGGAGAAAACGGCUGGAUUCGUCUUGCAGACCAUCCACGAAAGAGAAACAAAAAAACUGCAUAUAAGAUUUGGACCAUGCGACUUUCUGGAAUUCUAGCGUCGCUGAUUGGAUUGGGCGAAGCUCAAGGCAUCGUUACGGAUCAACCCGCCGAUUCUGGCAUAAUCUUCGAUCAAGCGGGGGAGACGCAUCAGAUCACUUACCUGGACAGGGAAUUCCAGGAUUCCGAUGUCAAUGUCGAGUGCACCAGUACAAACAUGUGCAUCAAGCUCUCAAAACAAUUCCUCAUCGACGAAAAAAUCACCGACAAAUUCGAAGGCGUCCACCUUAAAAACUGCGAUCAGGGCGUGCGCAACGAAACAGAGCAGUUCAUCACUUUAUGCACCGAUCUGGGAUUUAACACCUGUGGCACAGAAAUGCACAUGAAUUCUACGCACGUUUCUUAUCUCAACAGACUUUUUACUACCAAUCGAGAAUCGUCCACUACCGACAAGGGAUCUGUGGUGCUCUCUUCGAUCAACGAGUUCAUCGUCCCCUGGCAUUGCGUCUACCCGCUGGACUACCUUGUCGGCUUAUCCAAUGGAGCUGGCAACGAUUACGGCUUUUUCAUCCCAAAGAUCUACGACGUCGUAAAAGUAACGCUUCUCAUGCAGCCUGGCGAGGGAAAGGGUGACUUUCCAGUAACGAUGAUGUUGUAUACUGACAACACUUACGCCGAGGUCUACAACGAGCCCCCAACUUUGAAUGUUACUGACAGGCUCUACGUGCAAACUCAACUGCUCAAGGGACCGGAAGACUCAGUUAUUCAGACGAAGGAGUGCUGGGCGACAGCGUCGGCGGAUAUUGAUGAUACGACCAGAUAUCAGCUGAUUCAAGACUAUUGCGUCGAUGAUGAAGCGGAUCAACGAGCGGAAGUGGAUCUCCUAACGAAUGGUGUUUCUCAAACUAGCCGCUGGGAAUCCAACGUGUUCAAGUUUGUCGAUGAGCCGAACGUGCACCUCCAUUGCCGGGUCCGAAUCUGUUUCACAACCGACGGAAACACCUGCGACCAAUUUGAUUGCACAACAAGCAGAAAGCGAAGGGAAGCGGGACUUCCUGUCGAUGAGGAUGCGAUCGUUUCAAUCGGACCAUUGAAGCUCGGAAACAAAGUGCUGCUCGUGGACGGACAAGAGACGGAAGAAAUCGAAGUUUUCGAAGAGCUGGAAAUCAUUGAAGCAUCAACUUACAUCCCGAAAUACUUCAUUUACAUCGUUGUUGGAUGCUUAGUCGUUGUUGUUGGCUUGAUUUCGGCCAUCAUGAUCCUCGUCUACAAGAAAAAGAAGGCCAGCGCUAAGGCUCGCCUGUACGAGGGCCAAUCUAACUCCGCUUUCAGCACCUAG
This is a messenger RNA of Oikopleura dioica, 2058 nucleotides long. NCBI's taxonomy places the organism in Eukaryota, Metazoa, Chordata, Appendicularia, Copelata, Oikopleuridae. The record is from the annotation of a GenBank genome assembly.